Molecule: messenger RNA, 3982 nt
Organism: Acanthoscelides obtectus
Lineage: Eukaryota; Metazoa; Arthropoda; Insecta; Coleoptera; Chrysomelidae
Source: the annotation of a GenBank genome assembly
AGCCAGCUCAAACCCCACAGAACUCAAGGCUGACCAAACCCUCUUUGUGCAUCUUCCCCCUUGUUAUCACUUAUCAUUUCAAGUGUGAUUUCCGCAGAAUAAUAUAUGUAGAAUGAUGAGAUUGACAUUAUGGAUUUAUUUAUUAAAGAAUAAAUGUAUACAACAAUCUCUAUGGAAUCCCCGACCCCGAUCUUACAAGAAAUCACAAAGGGACAAAGGUCAAGAUUCGCCUACUUUUCUGGGAAUUAUGAACCAUUUUCUUGUAAUAUCAGGUAACCUCUGCAAAUAUUAAACCAAAAGUGAAAUCCUUCAAAAAAAUCAAAUACCAAGAUGAUGCAUAAUGUGGAGAUUAUAUACAUUUUUAAAUCAAACCAUAAUGUCAAUAAGAUAACGAUUCCAUCUUAUUUCCGCCGAAUCACUGCAAAAGUGCAAACGCAAACAAGAGAGGUCAGUUGGUCACGUAGAAUAAAGACAAAAAAAAUCUAAUUCAUACAGUGAACGUGUAAAUUUGGUCACCACAUAAUCCUUUAUGGAAAGCGGUGAACAUGUCAAACGAUGGUGCAGAAAUUGGAGGAAGCAAUUCAUCUGAACAAAACCGGGAUGCCUUGACAGAUAGUAGUGAGCUGAGAGACACAAUAUUCGACCUUAUUAAGACUAUAAAAGAUCCAGAAAAACCAAACACACUGGAAGAACUGAAUGUGGUGUAUGAAGAUGGAAUUAUAGUUAAAGAGCCAACAUCAUUAAAUAUCAACGUAGUGAGGGUGGAGUUCAAUCCAACAAUUCCACAUUGCUCUCUAGCAACACUAAUAGGCCUUUGUAUAAGAAUAAAACUAGAAAGAUGUCUACCCUAUCCAGUGAAGCUCGAUAUAUUUAUAAAGGCUGGUGCACACACAACUGAGCAGGAAAUUAAUAAACAAAUUAAUGAUAAGGAGAGGAUAGCUGCAGCUAUGGAAAAUCCCAGUUUGAAAGAAAUGGUAGAAAACUGCAUUGUUGAGAAAGACUGAUGGAGCGAUCAGUAAUAUUAAUUUUACCUGUAAUUGUACAUGUAUAUUAACUAGGUACCUUGAAAUAUAAUUGAUAUAUAAUCUCUAUCUGUAUCUAUAAACUCAAUGAUCUUGAGGUUGCGGUCACACUGCAAUCGGUCCAGAAGGAAGGUUUGUUCUUUGCUCAUGUCAAGCUGCCUGCUUAAUUUAUUUUUACAUUGUAGCUGCUACUUUCAAGAUUCUUGAAGUUGUAUCUUAGCUAGUUGACCAAGACUACCCCUCAUUCUCUAUAAACUUAAGCAUAUAGCAUACUCGUACAUAGUACACAGAGUGUUGUCAUUUGUAGAAUACAUAUCCUUAAAAUGAAAUUCAAUGGGUCAUACUGUAGAUUUGACUUGAACUUCAAUAUUCCCAGUGAAUUUGGAAGAAAGAAUAUGUUUGUGGAAUCGUAAAUGGAGCAUUUGAAAAUACAAGCAAUAUUUCUGAUACGGUCCUGUAUUGUGUUUAUCCACAAACUUGACAAAGAAGAGGUGGCGUGGCGUUCAAUAGGUUUUUAGUUUUGUUUGUUCUUGCUCAAAAAAGUGACACUCCAGACCAUCGACUCAAAAGGAGACAUCUCUCUACCGAUUCAUCUUUUGAAUGUUCAAAUCAACGGUUCAAAUUCAAUAAGCUCAUUUCUAUGGCAUCACUUUCAUUUAAUUACACAAGGAUUGCGUAUCUACAUACGUUCUUGCUCUAUGACUCGGCAAAAAUGACAACAGAACGCACGUGCGCUUUGUGACGAGCACUGUCAAAAUACAAGGUCACAAGCGUCAAAAAUUUUCCUGCUAUCCUGCGACGAAAAUUUGGAAACAAAAACGGAUUUUCCGAUUCAGAUGAAUAUAGCAUACCGCGAGGCAUGGUUCAAAUAUAAACUGGAAAUGUGCGCAUCGCAUGAUCUAAAGUCUCGGAUAUAUUACGCCGCAAAAGAUGGCAUGUCUUUAGCCCUUUAUACCCUUCUGAAUAGUUUGCCCAAGAGUGAGGCCUAUAUGUUUCUCAACCAGAAAUAUUUGGAGGAAGAUGGACAAGAAUAUACACCGCUCAUCGUUGCCGCAAGAUAUGGACACGAACAAGUUGUCAAAGUACUACUUUCUUGUGAUCCUGAUCUGGAAGUAGAGGGUACCGUCAAGUUUGAUGGUUAUAUCAUUGAAGGUGCCAGCGCCCUGUGGGUGGCAGCUUGUGCGGGUCACUUGAAUAUUGUCAAGCUGUUGAUAAAACAUAGGGCAGAUGUGAAUCAUGCAACAAAAACUAAUUCAACUCCUUUGAGGGCUGCUUGUUUUGAUGGAAGACUGGAUAUUGUGAGAUAUUUAACAAAGCAUAAGGCUGAUAUUCACAUAGCAAAUAAGUAUAAUAAUACAUGUCUAAUGAUUGCUUCAUACAAAGGACAUUUAGAUGUAGUUUCUUUUCUAUUGGAGACUGGUGCUGACCCCAAUGAAAAAGCUUUAUGUGGUGCAACAGCUAUGCACUUUGCUGCAGAAUGUGGAUAUGUGGAUAUAGUUAAGGAAUUAUUAAAAUACAAUGCCAAAUUUUCUGCCGACGAUGCAGGAAUGACACCCAUAAUGACUGCUGCAGAGCGAAGCAGGGGAUUUAUCAUAGAUUAUCUAAUUGAGAGACCUGAAAUAUCUAUAGAAGAGAGAAUUGAAGCUUUAGAAUUACUUGGCGCCUCAUAUGCGAACGAUAAAGAAAAUUAUGAUUUGUCAAAGGCCUACAUGUAUAUGCAUAAAUCUAUGGAGCUAAGGUAUAGUGAUCCAGAUAAUCCUAUUAAGAAAAAACUGAUUCAGCCCAUACCAGCAUAUGAGAAUUGGGUAGAGUGCCAGACAUUAUCAGAAUUAGAAGCUAUCAAACGUAACAGUAACGGCCUUCAUAUGGAAGCACUCACUAUCAGAGAGCGUGUCCUAGGAUCCUCAAAUCCUGAAGUUCCUCAACCUAUUAUCUACAGGGGAGCGAUUUUUGCAGAUAAUGCUAGAUUCGAUAGGUGUUUAGAACUGUGGCUUCAUGCAUUGAAACUGAGGCAGAAGAAUUAUGUAUCAGUAUCAAAAGAUCUUCUACGGUUUGCACAAGUCUUCUCCCAAAUGUUGCAUAUUGGCACCAAGGUAUCCCAUAGCCAUGUGAUAGAGGUACUAGCUGGAGCAAUUCUGGAGUUAGAGAGGAACAAAUCAAAACUGACUAAGCCUGGAUCAAAGGACGACCCAGAAACAGUAAUGGUAAUAUGCUCAUUUAUCCAGGCAUUGGAUGACAUAGAGAGCAACUUGAUAUCCACCCUGUAUCUGUUAACUAUUCUCACAAGGCUGUUGAAGCAGUGUUCAGAAGAAGAAAAGUUCAACAUUGGUAGAAUGGUGUUCACACUGAAUCAACUGCAAGUGACACUUAGAGAUGGUCAGUCUCUGCUUCACCUGGCUUGCAAUGCUGAAACGCCGGUUGAUGAAUUCCACACCAAUGAUGUCUGCAAGUUUCCAUGCGCGGAUACGACCAAACUGCUGAUCAAGUGUGGCGCUGACGUGAAUGCCAUGGACGGUGAGCGCAACACGCCUCUUCACGUGAUCGUCAACUAUCACAAGGCCAUCUCCGAUUUCAUGACGCUUUACACGAUCAUCACUGCGUUGACGGACGGCGGCGCUCAUUUGGAUUGCGUCAACGAGCGGGGGGAGACGCCGCUGGACGCGUCGGCGACAGGUAGUGUAGCAGAGAUAAUUCUGAAAACCCAAAUGAACCUGAGUCUGAGGUGCUUAGCUGCGAAUGCUGUGAAACGUCAUCAAAUACCUUACAAAGGAUUAGUGCCCAAGGCUUUGGAGUCUUUCAUUGAACUACACGGCUCGGGAACCAAGAGGGCAUAGUGGAUAUGUGUAUAUAUUCUUUUAAUUACGAUGAGAUAAUUAGGUGCUAAAAUGCUCAUAAGAAAUGUACAUAAUAUACUGAUAUUUAAGUUGAUUUCAAAUUAUAUUUAAUAUAUAUAUUUAACA